AUAUCCACCAGCUAGUGCUGGCUUACACAAUCACGCAAGAGGUUUAACUUGAGGUAUCUUGGCAGCAUACAUUCUGCUCCUUUCCCCUUAUACCAUCUGAAAGUCGCCCAGAAGCAUCUGCACUACACUCUAUUAACUGCCUUCAUACCGGACACACCAACCAGUCCAUAGCUUAUUUCUACAACAACUAGACACCUACAAGCCCCAAUAUCCCAACCAUGGAGACCCCCGACGCCCCAUCCACUCCCUUGAUCACAGGCCUCGCACACAUAAACCUCACCAUCCCCCUUUCCACCCUCCCCCACGCGCACUCCUUCUACGGCCUAACCCUGGGCCUAACCCCCCUCAAGGUUCCCGUCGUCCAAACCCACGAGCUAGCCUGGUUCGCCAUCGGGUCUUCGGGGCAGCAGGUCCACAUAUCGACGCAGAAGCACGAGGGGGACCUCAUCUCCCAUAAUUCAAGCCGGCAUCCUUGCUUCAAGAUCGGGUCGGCGGAGGCGCUUCUCGAGCUCCAGAGCAGGAUUUACGAGCACUUUCAACGGGGCGAGGAGGGGGCUCCGGUUGCGGCGGACAGGCCGGGGGAGAGCUCGGGGGAGAAGGGGAAGGAGUAUCCGGGGAGGUUCUUUGCGAGGGAUUUUGCGGGGAACCGGUUGGAGUUUUCUUUGUGAGGGGUGGGGGUUGAUUGUUGGUAUCGAGAUAUGGAAGGAGCGAGAGGGGAAUGAAGGAAGGGGAUGGGGUGGUGAUGGGAAUAAGGGUUGUGGAAGGGGACAUGUUAGUAGAAGGAUACUUGGGGUUUGGCUUCCAUCCUGUCAUGGUUCCUCUAUUCGUGGGCCUGCAGGUGCGGGAAUAGAAUGUCGCAUCAUGUGGACUCAAAGUUGACUGAAGUACACUGCAGUAGCGACAAUCAAGAAAACGGGAGACGCAAACGGGAGCAAGUUAACGCCAUCUAUAUAAUGUGGAGGUUGAGAAUAUGCUACAUUGGAUACGAAUCGAGGAGGACCUCAAGUAUUACUAACACUUGCAAGCGCCAUGAAACACCCGUUUAAGGCACGUGAGAAUCACAGAUUAAUGUCAUGAAGUACUUUUUACC
Molecule: messenger RNA, 1090 nt
Organism: Pseudomassariella vexata
Lineage: Eukaryota; Fungi; Ascomycota; Sordariomycetes; Amphisphaeriales; Pseudomassariaceae
Exons: 2
Coding region: 219-668 (149 amino acids)
Source: RefSeq, a predicted model, not a curated record